Messenger RNA from Melopsittacus undulatus (budgerigar), 6048 nucleotides. RefSeq names its product suppressor of cytokine signaling 7 (gene SOCS7). The transcript has 10 exons. Gene Ontology annotation, biological process: phosphatidylinositol phosphate biosynthetic process; intracellular signal transduction. The coding region runs from base 49 to 1830 and encodes 593 amino acids. Lineage: Eukaryota; Metazoa; Chordata; Aves; Psittaciformes; Psittaculidae. The record is from RefSeq and is a predicted model, not a curated record. Gene Ontology annotation, cellular component: phosphatidylinositol 3-kinase complex. Gene Ontology annotation, molecular function: 1-phosphatidylinositol-3-kinase regulator activity.
CCCGCUCCGGGUCCCGGUGCCGGUCCGGGCCAUGCGGCGGCCGUAGCCAUGCAGGGCACCGAGCUGCGCGACGGGGAUGCGGCGGCGGCCGCUGCGGCCUCGUACCGGGUGCUGAGCCGCCUCUUGGGCUAUGCGGCCGGGCCGGAGGCGGGCGCGGCGGGCGGCGCCGGUACCGGCGGGGCGGCCGCGGGGCCGCUGGGCCUCGGCGCCGGGCGGCUGCCGGGCCCUGCGGCGCUGCGGAGCCCGAGGCCGCCGCCGCAGCUCAUGGUGUUCCGCAACGCGGCCGAGGGGCGGCCGGGCCAGGAGGGCGGCCCCGCGGCCGGCGGGGAGCUGCUGUGCCCGCGGCACCGCUGUGCUCUGGAGCCCAAGGCCGGGAGCGGCUGGGGAGCGGCGCCGGCCGCGGGGCUGGGGCUGGAGCUGCAGCUGGCGGCGCUGGGGCUGCGGCCGCCCGGGCUCGGCACCAAGGGACCCGCGGGCUGCCCCUGCCUCGGGCCGCCGCCGCCGGCCGGGCCCGCUGCCGAGGAGACGAGCGAUGCGCUGCUGGUGCUGGAGGCGCUGGAGCCGGACGAGGCCGGGAGCUGCUCCGAGGAGGAGCCGGGAUCCCCCGGCCGUGCAGCCGCCAGAGCUACCGGUAGAGGAGCCCCCGCGCCGCCCGCCGCAGCCCCCGGGGGAGCCGGCCCCGGCGGCAGGAAGGGCUCGCUCAAGAUCCGCCUCAGCCGCCUCUUCCGCACCAAGAGCUGCAGCGGAGGCUCAGCCACCGCGGACGCCGCCGCCGGUGGCACCGAGGGCCGGCGCUCCGGGGACCUGCCCGCCUCGGCCGGCAGCCUGACCGAUGUGUGCGGGGCCCGCGGCCGCGAGCAGGAGGCGGGCAGGAAACACAGACUGACAAGAACUCAAAGUGCCUUUUCCCCGGUUGUGUUCAGCCCCCUCUUCACAGGUGAAACGGUGUCGCUGGUGGACGUGGACAUCUCGCAGCGAGGACUGACCUCCCCUCACCCUCCGACUCCACCACCUCCACCCCGACGAAGCCUCAGCCUGCUAGAUGAUAUCAGUGGGACGCUGCCUGCAUCUGUCCUAGUGGGUCCAAUGGGCUCUUCCCUGCAGUCUUUCCCUCUGCCUCCGCCUCCUCCACCCCAUGCCCCAGAUGCCUUCCCACGGAUUGUCCCUCUGAGGCCGAUGGAGGCGAUGCCCGGCCAGCCUGCCCAGCACCUCCAGUGCCCCCUGUACCGCCCCGACUCCAGCAGCUUCGCAGCCAGCUUGAGGGAGCUGGAGAAGUGUGGCUGGUACUGGGGACCGAUGAACUGGGAGGAUGCAGAGAUGAAGCUGAAGGGGAAACCAGAUGGGUCCUUUCUGGUCCGAGACAGUUCUGACCCUCGUUACAUCCUGAGCCUCAGCUUUCGGUCACAGGGCAUCACCCAUCACACCAGGAUGGAGCACUACAGAGGGACCUUCAGCCUCUGGUGCCAUCCCAAGUUUGAAGACCGCUGCCAGUCCGUGGUGGAGUUCAUAAAGAGAGCGAUCAUGCACUCCAAAAACGGGAAGUUCCUCUACUUCCUCCGAUCCAGGGUUCCAGGUCUCCCUCCAACGCCUGUCCAGCUGCUGUAUCCAGUCUCCAGGUUCAGCAAUGUCAAAUCCCUGCAGCACCUCUGCCGCUUUCGGAUCAGGCAGUUGGUCCGAAUAGACCAUAUUCCUGAGCUCCCGCUGCCCAAGCCCCUGAUCUCCUACAUCCGCAAGUUCUACUACUACGACCCCCAGGAGGAGGUGUAUCUGUCCCUGAAGGAGGCUCAGCUCAUCUCCAAACAGAAGCAGGAGACUGAAUCCUCCACGUAGCGAGGCUGCCUCACUCACCUUGUUGCUGUCACUGAUGGAAUUUGAUUGUUGCCAUCCCGUAGCCCAAGCCUGGCUGUGGUGGAAGGAGGCACGCACGGGGAGCCUGCUUCUGCGGGGCUGCUUCUGCUCUCAAGCUCUUUUGUACAGAGAAGAGGGUUCAAGACUCCGAAGAAGCACAGCGGAAGGGGAACAAGAGCCUCAGCUCCUGCCUGAGGGAGAGGGGAGAGAGCUGAGCCCAGCUCGUGGACCCCUUGCAGAACAAAGAAUGUCCUGGCACUAUUUGCAACUUUGGGAAAGUUUUUAUUUUUUAAUGUCUUUUGGGUUUGGUUUUUAUUUUCAGCAUGAGAAAUAACUGUCCUAUGAUCAGCUGAAUUGCAUUGUCCUCCCUUGGAAACUUCAAGGUGGGGAGAGAGGAAGAGAGAUGGGGACUCUCUAGGAAGGCCAUCUGCUCCAGGCAUGAUGGCAGGACUGGCCUUUGGCCCGUACUGAUGGGGAGAUGCAGCCAGAGAGCUGCUUGGAGGCAAGACUGAGCCAUGGUGCCAGGCAGCUACAUGGAAUAACCUCUGGGAAGCAUGGAAUUCUGAACAGUGGGCAGCCGAGCUUUGCAACUGGGAUUUGCAGGAUGGGCCCAUAGGCUUUUAAGUUGGGCCCAAGGAAGGACAAGCACGGGAGCCUGUUUGGAUGUCAUGGAGCCUUCUGCCAAAGGGAAUGGCUGCUGCUCCUCUGAGGAGGCCUCGUUCCCUUAGCAAACACUGGAAGGUUUUGCUGAGCCUCUGAUAAGUGGAAGGAAGGAGGCAAAGCUGUGGCUGUAGCUGUUGCUGCAGCCCAUGGACCAAAGGUACUUGCUCCAGCGAUCUCAGCCCUGCAGAGCCAUGGGAUGUGCACUUUCAGCCUUUUCUCUGGCUGUCUCCAGAAGCUGUGAAUGAAGUGGCUUUGUGCUGAGCUGUGAAGGAUCUCGACUGGGAGUUGCUGGGGCAUUAAGAGGCAUCUCUGGGCUGACUUGGAGCAGGAAGCAGAUAAGUGAGGCUUCUCCUAGAGCAGCAUCUGAGCUCUGAGCUCGCUGCUUCCUCCUCUCCCUGGGAUGUCCCUGGAACCACAGCAGUUCAGAAACAGUCAAGCCAAGAGGGGGGGUUGCUCUUGCUGUGUUUCUGGGCUUGGCAUUGGCUAAAAGACCCCUUCACCCCAUCAAAUCUGGUCUGCAUUUCAUGAAGUUUAAAGUUUGCUCCAAGGGAUGCUGAGAAGCAUCUUUCCUCCUGCAUUUACACGAGCAAAUGUUCCUGUGCUCUCAACCCUGCAGCAGCAUGGGCUGAAGAUGCGAUGCUCUGGUGGGGCCUGGGGCUGUGGAGCUGAGCACUCAGAAGCUCCAGGACUUUGGUUUUGCCCUGCAGAAUGAUCUGAGCCCUUGAAUCAGGCACAGUCCUGUGGAUCUUAAAGCAGCCUGCAGGAAACCCCCCUAUUGUCUGCCUCUGCCAAGUGUUGCUACGAUGGGUGCUAACGAACCCUGUCCUUCCGCCCCUCACCAUCACCUCUGGCCUCAGGUUUUGGCUUUGGAGGGAAAAGGAUGGUUUUAAAAAGGAUUUGGCUUCCAGAUGAAACAAACUGAGCUUCAGAUUGUGCAGAAAUACCUCAUCAGACACUGCUCACUACUGACUGUGUCCCAUGGUUGGGGCAGUGCUUACCAGGAGCUGCCCCAAGAUGUGCUCAUCGGCAUAUCCCGACCCUUGGUGAAAUGGGAGCUAAUCCAGCCUCCAGCUCCCAUGUCCCUGUGUGGGGAAUGGUGCUGUUCCCUCCCCUGGCUGUAGACCUACAGCUCACACCCGGUUACCAGCAGAGCCUGCAAAAUGAAUGCAACUGCUUCAAGUGAAACGCACAGCACGGCAUGAAUGUCAGGGGGGAAAGGUGGAAGUGGAAUAUCCACAGCAUCCCGGCUGUCCGUGUGCUGAAGAGCUGGGUCUUCCAACUUAUCCCUAUGCUGGGAAGGAGAAACUUCCCGAGAGCCAAGCCUGGGCUGGUGCCUGUCCUGCCCAACCCUAUGCCAGUGAAGAGCAGCGUGCCUGGGGCAUGUGUGUCCUGCCAAGCUUCCCAAAGAGACCCCGGAGACAAGGAUACGAUGGCCUGGAUGUGUGAGAUGGGAGUCCCCCUUGCCCAAGCUGGGGAGAAGCUGGUCUUCUCCCUAGUGCAAUGGUAACGGCAUCGUUUUCACUCCAUCCUUCCCUGUUCUGGGAUGGAGGGGUGCAGGCUGGGUUUGGGAAGGGGAAGAAGCCAACCAGGGAAAAGUGGUGCUGGGAAUGAGGGCAGAGUCCCAUUGCUGGGGUGGAACCACAGAGCCUGGCCCUGUGGUGGGUCAGGAGCUCCCCAUGUACCCCCCAGAGCUCCCCUUGGGAUGGAUGGGGUGGCCUUAGGGGCAAUACUUGCUCUCCUUGCUUCAGGAUAGGCAGGAGAGCUGCCUGCAGCUGACAGUGCUGGAUGUGAUCCCAAGGGUAACCGGAGUUAACAGCCUUCCCUUGAAAUCCAGUUAAAGUAAAGCUGUUCCCAGAGUUCCUUCCAAUCCAGGUGUGAGGGGAGGAACCUGAUCUGUUUGAGCAUGGAGAGGGUUCAGAGCUCUUGUUCCAAGGCUGGAUGUGAGUGGAGCAAGAAGAGAGGGGUCUUUGGGGUGGGAUCUUGGAGAGGUCAAUCCCGUCUUGCCAACGGAUCCCCAUCCCUGUUGGGGGAAGGACCAGGUGAUGUCUGCAUCCGGCCUGGAAUGGUUUUGUCCUUUGGUUCUGGAGGAUGCUCUCAUCCUGCUGAUUUGGAACCAAACUUUAUGGCCUCCUUUGUCCAACCUUGAAUUCUGCAGAGCUGGUGCUUGUUCCUCCUCCAGCAGGGAGCAGGGGCCGAUGAUCCAUGAAAUGGACCAUAUUAAAACUACCAAAGCGCAGAGAGCAUCCAUGGAAAAGCUCCUUUUCCAGCUGGAUGGCUGCAGCCUUCAGCCAUGUGGUGGACCUGGGUAGCGAGGUCCCACUUUGCUCCUCUCCCUGCAGCCUCCUUCACUUCAGCAGGGAAUUCCAAGAAGCCCAGGGCAGUUUUCCAUAGGGAAGUCUUUAGCUCAGCAUUGACCUUUCUGAGGCCAAAAGAAGGGAUGAAAAGGAUUCCUCUUUGGUUUGGUUUGGUGGGAACCACCUCAAGCUGCUCCUGUCAGAGAGAAUCGGUGGGUUUGAAAGCACCAGGCAUGGGGUGCUCCCAUGUGGGAUCAGGUUUUAAACCCUAAAGGUGCUUUUGAUGGGGACCUUUGUUACCAUGUGGGUGCAGGGGGAUGUGCAGGCUCUGCUGUGGAUCUUGGCUGGGACCGUUUUGGGGAGGAAACCACUGGAAAGCUGGGUUUGCAGAAGGAUCGUCCUGCUUCCAUUAGGGAGGGAGCUGACCCUUUCCCUUCCUCUUUCUUAGUUAAAGUCUGCCUUUGGGAUGCUUUUCCCCUUAAAACCUGACCUUUUGGAGGGCUCAGUGUGGGGCUGCUGGCACCACCCUAGCCCCUUGGGCUUCCAGAGCUGGAGUGCUCUAUCCAAGCAUCCCCCAUAGCCCAGCGUCUUCCAGGUGUGAUGGGGCAGGCGGGACCCCCCCAACCACCCCCUGCUGAUGGGGGUCCCCCCCUCUUUGUGCCUCCAGCUGAAAAGCACAACCCAGACCCACAGCAUCCCCCCAACCAACAUCCCCCAGGGGCGCCAGGUUUGCCUUUAGAGGAGGAAGGAGCAGACUGGGGGCAGCUCCUGGUGCUGCCUAUGGCCAAGCAGCCUUUGGGACCACCCUUGGGUAGCAAAGCAGCUUUGCUUCCUUUGCCCUUUUCCACUUGGUGUGUGUGUGUGUGUGUGCUUUUAAUUUAUUCAGAUAGUUGCUGUAUAAUUUAUUUUCCUAAACUCUAUUAAAAAAGUCACAGAAAAGGUAAAUCAGCCUCUGCGGCCCAGCUGCGAGCAGGGAUGCUUUUGAUACAAACACCACCAAUGCACUUUUGGGUGUGUUUGGUUAUUUUUGGGGGUGGGAAACGGGGCUUGGCUGUAUAUAUUGUAUUAAAGGCAUGUUUGGCCUCUGGUGUGGAGCCGUUGGUAACUGCUGCAGGGCCUGGGGUUGAAGCUGGUGUGGAAUUCCCAGGUUUGGGGUUGGUUUUCCUUUGCUUUUUGGGGAGGGAGAGCGGAUUCCAGUGGUUGUAACUCAUUUCCAGCGUCGGUUUGACUCAUGGGGUAUGGU